Molecule: messenger RNA, 1110 nt
Organism: Aspergillus oryzae RIB40
Lineage: Eukaryota; Fungi; Ascomycota; Eurotiomycetes; Eurotiales; Aspergillaceae
Exons: 5
Coding region: 1-1110 (369 amino acids)
Source: RefSeq, a predicted model, not a curated record
AUGCAGCUGUACAAGGUCUUCGCUGUUCUGGCAGCCCUGCAGCCGGCUCUUGCUAAGAGCCUUGUUGACUUCUCUGCGGCUCGCGGCGAUAACCCCUCUAUCCUCGGUCUCCGGAAUCUCGAAUCGGUACGCGAUACUAAACUCGAUGAGAACACUAAAGAUCUCUACAUCAAGUUGGAUAAGGAUCCAAAGGGCACUCCUGCGCUGCAUUUCCACCGCAAGAAGGACUAUAUCCGUGCCGAGUACCACUCCUUGAAGAAUCAGAUUGAGGUCGAUAAGACCUAUUACAUUGGCUACAAGUUCUCCCUGGGAGCUAUUCAGCAGAGUCUGAUGAUCUGGCAAUUAUUUCAAAUACUGACCGCAAAAAGCAAGGAAUACUCUGCUAACAGCCACGGCGGUGCUAACAUUCCUCUCUCACUGGAAUUUAAAAGCGGUAAACUGAACCUCCAGUACCAAGCCUCAGGUGACGCGAAGCGUGUAUCCCAGUGGUCUAAGGAACUGAAGACCGACACCGUCUACUCCAUCGGACUCGUGAUCAACACCUCCCGACCGGGGUGGGUUGAGCUCUACUUCGAUGGCGAGCAGCAGACCCUCAGCUCCGGUAGCACCAGACUAAAGGCCAACACGUUCCCCGGCCAGGCGGACCCUAAGUUUGGCGCUUACCGUGGCGAGGAAGUGCAAAUCGAUACCUAUGUCUACAACAUCCAGAUCGGAACUACCAUUGAUGAUAUCAAGGAGGCUGCUGGACUCGGCUCAUCCCCUAAGCCCACCGCCACUUCUAACCCCACUCCUGUUCCUACCUGCGCUUGGGAGGGUCAUUGCGAGGGUGCCACCUGCACUACGGAGAAUGACUGCUCUGACGAACUCGUCUGCAAGAACGGAAAGUGCACUGCUGAUGGAGCCGUGCCGUGCUCCUGGGAAGGCCACUGCGAAGGUGCCACGUGCUCCUCAGAGAAUGACUGCUCCGACGAGCUUGUCUGCAAGAACGGAAAGUGCACUGCUAACAGUGCCGUGACUUGUUCCUGGGAGGGCCACUGUGCCGGUGCCAAGUGCAGCUCUCAUGAUGACUGCUCCGAUGAGCUUGCCUGCACCAAUGGUGUUUGUGCCUGA